Molecule: messenger RNA, 2523 nt
Organism: Propithecus coquereli (Coquerel's sifaka)
Lineage: Eukaryota; Metazoa; Chordata; Mammalia; Primates; Indriidae
Gene: SLC30A9
Product: solute carrier family 30 (zinc transporter), member 9
Biological process (GO): positive regulation of transcription by RNA polymerase II; transmembrane transport; zinc ion transport
Cellular component (GO): nucleus; membrane
Molecular function (GO): monoatomic cation transmembrane transporter activity
Source: RefSeq, a predicted model, not a curated record
AGUUAAAGCCGUCCUUAAGAAAAGGGAAUAUGGAUCAAAGUACACGCAGAAUAAUUUCAUCACUGGAGUCAGAGCAAUGAAUGAGUUCUGCCUUAAAUCCAGUGAUCUAGAACAACUUCGAAAAAUUAGACGGCGAAGCCCCCAUGAAGAUACUGAGUCCUUUACUGUAUACUUGAGAUCGGAUGUGGAAGCAAAAUCUUUGGAGGUUUGGGGAAGCCCUGAAGCUCUUGCCAGAGAAAAAACUGCGUAAGGAAGCAGAAAUAGAAUAUAGAGAACGGCUGUUUAGAAACCAAAAAAUAUUAAGAGAAUAUAGAGAUUUUUUGGGAAACACCAAGCCACGCUCUAGAACGGCGUCAGUGUUCUUUAAGGGACCAGGAAAAGUGGUGAUGGUUGCCAUUUGCAUCAAUGGGUUAAACUGCUUCUUUAAGUUUCUUGCCUGGAUUUAUACGGGUUCAGCAAGUAUGUUCUCAGAAGCUAUACACUCAUUAUCUGAUACUUGUAAUCAGGGGUUACUCGCCUUGGGCAUCAGUAAGUCUGUUCAGACACCAGAUCCUUCUCAUCCGUAUGGAUUUUCAAAUAUGCGCUAUAUUUCUUCGCUCAUUAGUGGUGUUGGUAUUUUCAUGAUGGGUGCAGGACUAUCAUGGUACCAUGGAGUUAUGGGAUUGCUUCAUCCACAACCAAUGGAAUCCCUUCUAUGGGCAUAUUGUAUUUUAGCAGGAUCAUUGGUAUCUGAAGGAGCAACGCUCGUUGUUGCCGUAAAUGAACUUCGUAGGAGUGCUCGGGCCAAAGGAAUGUCAUUUUACAAGUAUGUAAUGGAAAGCCGUGACCCUAGUACAAAUGUUGUGUUAUUGGAAGAUACUGCAGCAGUUCUGGGAGUAAUAAUAGCAGCCACCUGCAUGGGUCUUACUUCUAUAACAGGCAAUCCACUGUAUGACAGCCUGGGUUCCUUGGGCGUGGGCACCUUGCUGGGCGUGGUCUCAGCAUUCCUCAUCUACACGAACACAGAGGCGCUCCUGGGGCGGUCCAUCCAGCCAGAACAGGUGCAGCGGCUCACUGAGCUCCUGGAGAACGACCCGUCAGUAAGGGCAAUCCAUGAUGUUAAAGCCACAGAUCUGGGAUUAGGUAAAGUAAGAUUUAAGGCAGAAGUAGAUUUCGAUGGACGAGUUGUUACAAGAUCAUACUUGGAAAAACAAGAUUUCGAUCAAAUGCUACAAGAAAUUCAAGAAGUGAAAACUCCUGAAGAGCUAGAGACCUUUAUGCUUAAACAUGGAGAAAAUAUUAUUGAUACUUUAGGAGCUGAAGUGGAUAGACUUGAGGAGGAACUGAAAAAACGAAAUCCCGAAGUCCGACAUGUAGAUUUGGAGAUACUGUGAUCUGAUGGAGUCACCCACCUUGGUGGAGGCCUUGGAAACAAGUAUGUAACGCCACUCCGCAAAGCCUGUUUGCUCUCUCCCACACUGAAGGCGACGGUGCCACUCAGAAGCCUUUUUUUUUUUUAAGGUGGAGGAAAUAUUUUAUGUAAAGAGCAGUUCAACAGGCCACAGAAUGGAAUCUACUUCCUACAUCUAAGAGACACAUUACAAGUUGAAUCAAUUUGAAAAUCAUGUUUUUAUGCUUCCACAGGGAACAGUUUGGUUACUUAAAAUUGUUCAUAAUUUCUCAUUUUAGCCUGUCAGCGUGUGUCAUACUUGGCAAUCAUGUUCCCUUUCUCCACGGUGGUAAAAAUAAGUGGCAUCCUCACACGGGAUUGUGAUUUUUAAUUUUGAUGCCACUGAAGGUUUCACUCCAUCAAAAUGCCAAUCUUGAAUAUUCUGGAUCAGUCUUGGUAUGUGGUUUUUAAACAGUCAAUCCGUUUCCAAGUCUGUCUUUCCUUGUGGAAUGUGGAAAGUAUUUCUACAUCCCUUGUGAUUUUGACCUGAGUGCUGAGAAGAACACUCUCCUAACCUAGUUACCCACAAAUGUUCAUUCCAGACAUGGCUUAGUUUACCGAAUCAAAUGUAGGCAUUAUCGAACUCUUCUGGGUCAUAGGAGUUGCCAUUUUGUAAAAUUUCUUUUUCUUCUUGGCUUUUUUCCCUUAUUUGGUUUACUUUUUCUAAUGUUAGGAGAUAUGAAAGAAUCCUAGAUAUUUCCAUGGGCCAGUGUGAUGACUUUUUUUUUUAAACUGGCUUCAGUGCCAUAGUGUUUAUUUACUGGGAGAUAAUACAUUUAUGACCAUUUUAACAUUCUGUAAAAUGGACUAGAAAUAUUUAUAAUUUUUAUGGACAGGAUAGCAUUUUAUUUUUAAUUUAUUUAAAAAGAGGCACUACUUAUGUAAAUCUGAACUGUGGGAUAUUUCUUGCUUUAAGGAAGAGACAAGUAAAUCUCUUACACUGAAACUUAUGGUCAUGGUUUUGUAUAAUAUAGUCAAUAGUGUGUCUACGAGUCUGUUGCAGUUACAAAUGGGCAUUUAGCGUGGUAUGUUGACUAUAACAUAGUAUGUAAGUAAAUAGCUUUCUAAUGACCAUAAGUUAUCAAGGUGAAAAA